GAAAUUUCUACCAGCUAAACUCUAACGAAGAAGAAAAAGUAAACUGCAACAUGGCGACUCCCAUGCAUAGAAUAAUAGCAAGGAGGCAAGCGUGAGUAUUAUCAAUAAAACUUGUUAUAUAUUUAUAUUUUUUAAAUAUCUUUGGGAUAAAAGACAGGUUUAAAAACAAAGGAUGUCGAGACUACAAGAUUUUAGUGAUAGAUAGAGGACUUAAAUUACGAAGCCUACAUGGCUUUAUGCUCCGCGAUGUUUGCUGAAUAAUGAGUAAGUCUUAUUUAACUAUGAGACUAUUUUACCUUCAAAACACUCAUUAAGAUCGUUGGUUUUGUGUUUUAACGAUCAAGUGAUCUUUUCGUUAACAUAAUCUACAUGUUAAACGUCUACAAUAAUACAAUAAUAUAGAGUAACAUCAUUAACGGUUGAAUGUAUAUUUUAUAGUCUGCGUUAACAAUGUAGCCUAUUUGAGGUCAUAUAAUCAGAAUAAACAUGCCUCCACUGAGACAUUUCAUCAGUCACAACAGAGUACCAACACAUAGAUAAAUCAUAUAGCACACUAGGACUCGGCGAUUUGGCCAAAAAGAGGAUCCCGAUAUACUUUGUCAUAUUGUCCGCUCUCGAUUUUUAUCCCGAUUUUUUUUAAACUGCCACUUUUAAAGCAUCUGUACUUAAAACAAAAAACAAACAAACUAGAGUUUAGUUCAACAUUUUAUGAACAUACAAAGUAAAUAACAAAGUAAACAGAAUUAGAUAAACAGAAAAAUAUAAAAACUAUUUUAACUCAACAGAAUGACAAAAGUAGAUAAAUACAAAAUAAGACGUGAAAUAACUUUUCUUCUUAACAAUAACAUCUUUGGAGGAUGACUCAAAGUCAUGGCUGACAUCUAUUUUACUGCCCUCAGCUCUACGUUUAGCUCCACGUUCAGUUACCCUGUUUACUUGUCCUGCAACUUACAGAAGUGAGCAGGAAAAGCUCGACUCUGAUUGGCUGUUGUGAUGCACAUUUUCGCCAUAUUUGAUUGAAUAUGUUCACAGCUGAUCACUGUAAUCAAACUGAAAUUUAUCAAGAUCAUUAAUCAAGAUCAUAUAAUCGCCCAAUCCUAUAGCCCACUAUAUGUGUCAUCAACAAGACUGAUGAAACACUCUGCUUAAAGAGCUGAACAGAUUAUUUUUUUUUUAUUAUUAUCAUUAGGAAAAAUAAAGUCUGGUUGUGAUACAGACCCUUUCCAAAGAAUUAGAAUAUCACUGAAAAGUUUAUUUAUUUACAUAAUUCCAUUUAUUUUAGAUUUUUUUGUAUUUAUUUGUUUAUUUUUGCAUAAUUUAGGCAUCCAGCUCAUAAAACCCACAAAAACCAGAAUUCAAAAAAAUAGAAUACUGUGAAGAAACCAGCCCAAAUUUUGCAGGUCAUGAAUGUUAAAAACCGAGUGUCACACAUUAAUCAUCUACUAAACUCAAAGCACCUGCACAGGUUUCCCCAGGCGUCAUUACAUUACAAGUUUGGUUCAAUUGUCACAGUUUGGUUCAAUAUGGAGAAGACUCAAGGGGUGAAAUUGCAGAUUUCCAAUUCAAAUUCUCAGCAAGCCACUUAAUUAAUGAAGUUUUUAAAGUUGCAAAUGCUACAAAACAUCCCACAGUUGAUUUACUGUAAACUGAUGAGGGAAUUUUAGCUGUGACUGCGGUGAUAGUUUAUCUUUCCCUCAUACCUUUUUCUGUGUUUUUGCUCACAGGGAGGCGAACAAACAACAUGUGCGGUGCCAGAAAUGUUUGGAGAUGGGACACUGGACGUAUGAAUGCACAGGGAAGCGGAAAUAUGUGCACAGACCCACAAGAACGACUGAGAUGAAAAAGAAACUUAAAGAGGUUGAAAAUGCUCCUCUGGGCAUCACUGGGUAAGAUGUUAAAAUGAGAUCUGUUCAUCUGUGUUAAAGCUGCUUUGGUGCCAACACAAUUAUAGGACUAAAGCCCAGAUUUUAAGCGCUAUCAUCAAGUUAGUGUGGAGGGUGUUUGAAAAGCUGCUAAAAAUGAUUCAGUAAGACAUAUAAUUUUUUAUGUGUCCUGUUCCAGGCUUUUCUCGCUGUUGAAGUGGUUAAUUUUCAAAGCCACACAUUUCCCAUUUCUUUAACAACGACAUCUAGUUAAAUUUCAUCCAUGACUGCUUUGCUCUUCAAGGUUAACAUCUCUGAAGCCUCUGAAUACAGACAAAAGCCAGUGUUCUUCUCACUAACACUCAUCUGCUCCACGUAUAGGUCUCAAACAAAAGGUGCAACAUGACUGCAUUUCAAAGAAGUCAAUUUUAGUUAGAAACAUGUACAUUGAGGGCAUUAAGUUGAGUUUUGCCACAGAAAAGAGCACACAAGUUAGUCUUUAUUGUGACACUGUCAGUGGGCAAAAUCUGAUCAGAGGACAGUGCUUUGCCUUUUAUCCCCAUCUAGAGGUCAGAGUGAAAAAUACAGCAUCCUGCAUGUUUAUGGUUGUCUGUUCUGUAUGAACAUUUCACAAACAGCUCAUAGUUAGGAAAUGUGUUUUAGGGGUUUGUUUGGAUAAAUAGGAAACGCUUUUCUGGUCGGAAUACUACUGAGAUGAUCAGUCGGUCUUCCUGUCAGCAUGAAGAGCAGUAGCCUACAGUAUAUCUAAAGUAUAGAUAUAUUUUUUAUAACUUCAUAAAAAAUUUUAAAAAGUGGCCGAUUAAUCAGUAAUCGGACCCCCCCCCCCCCCAAAUAUUGGUAUUGGUAUCGGCCCCAAAAAUCCAUAUCGGUCUGGCCCUAAUACAUGUUUUAAAAUGACUGAUAUAUCUGCCCCAGCAAUACCAGUAAAUAUCAACAGUAAUGUUUACACAUGGCACGGCUGGCAGCUUUUCUUAAAGCCUAAAGGGCAGCACCCUUUUGAACAAACUCAGUUUCUUGGCACUAAUGUAUUUUUUCCUUCUCUUUACAGACCAGGAAGUGAAAGUUCCAAUGAGAAGAAAGUUAAAAAGAAGUGAGUAUGUUGUAUUGUUUUUGUGAAUGAGUUUCAGUUGUAAUUUUGCACAAAUAUAUUUAAAAUCAAACACACAUGAAGCCUCUGACAUUUCUUUUGUGACUAACCAUUAAAGAAAUACAAAGAUUUCUAAAACCAGCUCCAUCCAUUUGUAAGUUUCGAGCUAAAGAAGACACCAGGAUGAGAGGAAAAAUGUCUUUUCUUGUUGACGUUUGUUUUAACUUUGAACAACAGUGAUCCGGAUGACUGACAAUCCUCACAGACCCACCGGCUCAUUCAUUGCAUGUGAGCUGUUGGAGUCACAUGAAAGUCCCGUGAGGGUGAAAAUUAACAUUUGAAAUGCGUGAAAAUCUCCCUGGGGAGGGAUGUCAGAGUGGCACUGUGAGAAACAAGUGUGGUUUUUUCCUCUUUGGUGAUGAUAAAUGACCUCAUCUGAGCUCUAUGAUCCUAUUUUUACUUCAAAUCCCUGACUUUAGGGAACCAUCUGAGAGAAAAGUGUACAAAGAAGUGAUGUUAUAGCUCCCUCUAGUGGAUGAUGGAUCGUGUAAUGUAUUGGAUAACUGCUUGGAGAGUUGUAAUAUGGAUGACAGAAUUAUCCUUUUUCAUCAAAUUGCAGAGCUUAUAUGCUUAUCUAUUAUUUUUUAUCCUUAUGACCAUAAUUCUGCCAAACAGGUUUCAACAGGUGAUUGUUUUUAGUAUUCAUGUUUCUUUUCAUUUUUCCCAAAAAUUGUUGGUGUUUUCCUCUAAAGUUAAAGUCCUGUUGAUAAUUAUGCAAAGGUACCGCCUUACACACACUUAAAUGCCCAGUCUUUACAAUUUCUAUUUAUCAUGCAGGCUUUUUUUCCGACAGUUUGAAUUAAACGAAAACAGCAAAUGAACAUAUAAUCUUCAUAACAUGUCUGUAUAAUGUUUGUGCGAUGCAACACUUGAUAAUCUCACACCUGUGAUGUCUAGACACAAUUUUCUGAUGAACUUAAUUUCAGGCUUCAUUUUCUGCUGGUCAGUGGCUUACAAUAAAGAAGUUUUUAAAAUAUAUAUAAAAUGAAUGGAUUAAAACUUAAAUGCUUAUUAUACACUUAUUCUUUUGAAUUUUGUCAAACCACUCUAGCCUAAUUUAUAUCUGAUGAGAAAGAGUACAUGUGUUGGUGUUUUCCUGAGUUGAUCCCUUUCUUUCCUCAGUGAGAAAACUCCAAACAGUAAAGGCGUUACAGUGACAUUUACAGCAUGAGAGGUUUAUAAGAUAACACACUGUGUUGUUUUCUGACAGUGUUGUUUUUUUCUCCCUGACACUUGCUCUCAGGGCUAAAGACCCCGGCGACAGCAGCAGUGAUUCAGACAGCUCUUCCAGUGACUCAUCAUCAGACAGCAGCGACUCCUCCAGCUCCUCUUCGGAUGACAGCAACAGCAGCAGUGACAGCGAAGAUGACAGCUCUUCCUCAUCUUCCUCUUCCUCCUCCUCCUCUUCAUCUUCCAACAGCUCAGACUCAGGAAGCAGCAGCGAUUCAGAUCAAGGACCUCCAAAGAAGAAGAAAAAGAAGAAAUAAACAUGUUAUUUUGUUUUUGUUUUCUUGUUUGUUUCCAAAAGUCAUUUUUACCUGUCCAAGUUAAUCCCUUGAUUUCUUCCCACUUGUUCGGAUCUGAAGGGACAGGAUAUCUUCAUCUUUAAGUUGCCUAAUGUUUGUACAGCUUUUACAGAAUUAGAGAUCAGAAAGGAGGCUUUUAUUUUAGUCUUAUGAACUCUUUUCAACAUGUAAUUUCCCUUUUGCUCCUAGUAAUGUGAUAUUUUCUCAAGUUUAUAGAUCUACUGAGCAUAAACAUUUUAAGGGUGUGAAAAAACUAAUGUCCAUAUUCAUGUUAAAACAGUGACUUUGUACUAAAGUAUAUUUUUGAGUCGAACUUGACCUGUACAGCCCACAGUCUUAACAAAGCAGAACCAUUACUAGCAAUGAAAAACACUGAGAUGAGAAAUUGUUAAAGAUUACCAAAUAAAUGUUCUCUUUGUAAAAUUUUACAUACGUUUAAAACUAGAGGGUAUUGUUACUUUAAAUUGUUGUACUGUAAAAUAAACUUUCUUUUGUUUCUAAGUC
Messenger RNA from Xyrichtys novacula (pearly razorfish), 5060 nucleotides. The record is from the annotation of a GenBank genome assembly. Lineage: Eukaryota; Metazoa; Chordata; Actinopteri; Labriformes; Labridae.